CGGCGCUUUGCUUUCUGUGUCCGAGUUGUUGAUCCUCAAGAUGUCCGAGACUGCUCCUGCCGCUCCUGCCGCCGCUCCCCCAGCGGAGAAAGUUCCUGUGAAGAAAAAGACUGCCAAAAAGCCUGCCGGUGUGCGCCGUAAGGCAUCGGGGCCUCCGGUGUCCGAGCUCAUCACCAAGGCUGUCGCUGCCUCCAAGGAGCGCAGUGGGGUGUCCUUGGCCGCGCUCAAGAAGGCGCUGGCGGCCGCCGGCUACGAUGUGGAGAAGAACAACAGCCGCAUCAAGUUGGGCCUCAAGAGCCUGGUGAGCAAGGGCACCCUGGUGCAGACCAAGGGCACCGGCGCCUCGGGUUCCUUCAAGCUCAACAAGAAAACGGCUUCCGGGGAAGCCAAGCCCAAAGCCAAGAAGGCGGGCGCUGCCAAGCCGAAGAAGCCCGCCGGCGCAGCCAAGAAGCCGAAGAAGGCGACGGGCGCGGCCACCCCCAAGAAGAGCGCCAAGAAGACCCCCAAGAAGGCGAAGAAGCCGGCUGCAGCUGCUGUGACCAAAAAAGUGGCCAAGAGUCCAAAGAAGGCUAAGGUUGCCAAGCCGAAGAAGGCAGCCAAGAGUCCAGCUAAGGCCGUGAAACCCAAGGCCACCAAGCCCAAGGUUGUCAAGCCCAAGAAGGCGGCACCCAAGAAGAAGUAAGUGAGCUUCUUCUAAAACCCCAAAGGCUCUUUUCAGAGCCACCACUGACAUCAAAAAAAGAGCUGGAUAUUUGCUUUUUUCUAUCUGCCUUGCCCUUUUCACCCCUACUCUGGAGGACAAUUGCGCGGGCUGGCACUUCCAAGUUAGGCUUGAAAGGGUGUCCAUAGUGAAGUUAAUAACGCUACGACCCCUUCCGAUAGCUAGCCUGUCCCUAGGCUUGCCGUUCCUAAUUAGCCUGGUCAGCUGCUCUGAGGCGUUCUCCGCGGGCUGUACUCGAGAUAAACCUCCAGCCCCUCCCCGUGGGCUGCAAAAACAGCCGCAAGUAAGCCAGUUUCUUAGUCCUAAGGAAUACCCAGAUUGGACCAAAAAGUAAUUCAAAAGUCCCGCCCUGCUCUGGGGUUGGCCCACUUCUCCAGCCCAUGAUUUUCAUUCUGUAUUUAACUGGGUGGUGCCCGGCGUUUAUUACAUGUUUUGCUUCAAUUGGGUUUGGAAGUUUUUCCUUUUCGUCUGGUAAAUGUGUUUGGUAUUUCGGACACUUCUCAUGUGAUCGAUAGUCAAGUUGGUUUCUCCUGGGAGUGUUGGUAACAUCCAGCCCGGGGAGGAGAGUGGGUGCAGGCCCUUUGUCCUGCAUUCGUCUGCUGUUGGUUCCCGACAACAAAGGAAUAUACAAAAAGCAGCUACAGCAGCGGCAACGACCCUUCCACUCGGGACAAUGCUGGACUAGGCAUCUUCUGUUCCUUUUACGCAGCUUUCCGCAAACGUGUGAUGAUGGCUUUGAGCACAUCAAAAACAACUUUGAGUCAGCCAUUUUGUCCUGGCGUGAGGGUUACCUUUCCUCACUUCAGAUAGACUUUAACACCUAAAAACCCAAGUUGCUUUUAAUGCUUUUUUGUGCAGUCUACGCGGAGAACAAAGUAUUUGUUAACUGUUGGAAGUGUGUGUGUGGACGAGGAGCAUGUUUCUAAUAAAGGCCUUUAGUUUUCA
Cynocephalus volans (Philippine flying lemur) is the source of this 1666-nucleotide messenger RNA. It is a transcript of the gene H1-2, whose product is annotated as H1.2 linker histone, cluster member. The transcript has a single exon. Gene Ontology annotation, molecular function: double-stranded DNA binding; nucleosomal DNA binding; structural constituent of chromatin. Gene Ontology annotation, biological process: negative regulation of DNA recombination; chromosome condensation; nucleosome assembly. Gene Ontology annotation, cellular component: nucleosome; euchromatin; nucleus. The coding region runs from base 41 to 682 and encodes 213 amino acids. Lineage: Eukaryota; Metazoa; Chordata; Mammalia; Dermoptera; Cynocephalidae. The record is from RefSeq and is a predicted model, not a curated record.